Acanthoscelides obtectus is the source of this 1239-nucleotide messenger RNA. The record is from the annotation of a GenBank genome assembly. NCBI's taxonomy places the organism in Eukaryota, Metazoa, Arthropoda, Insecta, Coleoptera, Chrysomelidae.
AUGGUUGAUGCCGACUAUUGCUUUACUUACAUCGACGUAGGAGGAAAUGGCCGAGCAAGUGAUAGUGCAAUAUUUAGAGAUAGUACUCUGAACAUUGCAAUGGAACACAAUACUCUAGGGAUGCCUAAAAAUGGCGUUAUUGUUGGAGAUGAUGCUUUCCCUUUAAGAUCAAAUCUUCUGAAACCGUACAGUAAAACUGGCCUCAGCGAUGUCGAAAAAAUAUUCAAUUAUCGUCUGUCCCGUGCCAGACGGGUUGUAGAAAAUGCUUUUGGAGUACUUGUAUGGAGGUUUAGAGUAUUUUCAAGACCAAUUGAUUUGAAACCCGAAACUAUCGAUAAAGUCAUUUGGGCUACUUGCAGUCUUCAUAAUUGGCUAAGAAAAACUCAUCCAGGCAACUACUUACCACAACAAGCAAUGCCUUGCACCGAGGAAGAAUGGCUGCAAAAGUCCCAACAGUUCGCAGAAAAGUGGAAUUUCCCACAUUGUAUCGGCGCACUGGACGGCAAACACGUUCUUAUUAAAGCACCUAAGCAACGUGGAAGCUUGUACCACAAUUACGAAGGCACCCACAGUGUUGUACUUAUGGCACUGGCUGACGCAGAAUAUAAAUUUCAAUACAUUAAUGUCGGAUGUUUUGGACGAAUUUCAGAUGGGGGUGUUUUUAAUGCGUGCUCUCUAUCAAAUAAACUGGCUGAUAACAGUUUAGGUAUUCCAACACCUAGACCACUACCAGGUAGAACUAAACCAGUUCCCUUUGUCAUAGUAGCAGACGACGCUUUUGCCAUGAAGUCUUACAUUAUGAAACCAUAUGCAUUUAGAAAUCUGCAUGGUGAACAAAGAAUAUUUAACUACCGACUAUCACGGGCACGCCGAAUAAUUGAGAAUGCUUUUGGUUUACCUUCUGCUAGAUUUCGCAUUUUAAGAAGACCGAUUGAACUAGGAGUAGAAAAAUUGAUCCACGUUGUUUCUGCAAUAUGUGUGCUACAUAAUUUCUUAAUGACACGGUCUAAACGACUUUACGCUCCUUAUGGUAGUUUUGAUGUGGAAAAUCACGAAACUGGCACUAUAGAACCAGGAGAAUGGAGACAAUCAAUUCAAGGCCUGGUGGAUCUGCAUGUUAACCCACAUCUUCGGGGAAAUUUGGAAGCGAAAGAUGUACAACGGGAAUUUACAGAAUAUUUUCACCAGGAAGGAGAAGUUCCAUGGCAAUAUAAAUAUAUUUUGAAUAUUUAUUAUUAA